CCCUCCCCGCCCCGCCCCGCUCCGGAAGCGGCAGUAGGUGACGGCCGGCCCGGCCCGGCGGCAGCGCGUCCUGUUUCUAGUUGUGCGUUUGGGGCCGUCAUGGAGCACAUCCGCACCACCAAGGUAGAGCACGUGAGAUUACUGGAUAGGUUCAGCACCAGCAAUAAGUCUCUGACGGGAACUCUGUACCUUACAGCAACUCAUCUGUUGUUCAUAGAUGCAAACCGGAGAGAGACUUGGAUAUUACAUCAUCACAUUGCUGCAGUGGAAAAACUUCCCUUGACUACUUCUGGCUGCCCCCUUGUCAUCCAGUGUAAGAACUUCAGAAUAGUCCACUUUGUUGUUCCCAGGGAGAGGGAUUGUCACGACAUUUAUAACUCCUUACUUCAGCUGUCAAGAACAGCAAAAUAUGAAGAACUGUAUGCCUUCUCCUAUAAUCCAAAGCAAAAUGAAUCUGAGCAAGUCAAAGGUUGGCAGCUUAUUGAUCUAGCAGAAGAAUAUAAGAGAAUGGGAGUGCCAAAUGAUUACUGGCAGUUGUCUGAUGCAAAUCGUGAUUAUAAGAUCUGUGAAACCUAUCCUAGAGAGCUUUAUGUUCCCAGAACUGCAAGCAAGCCCAUAAUCGUUGGUAGCUCCAAGUUCAGAAGCAAAGGAAGAUUCCCAGUGUUGUCCUAUUAUCAUAAAGAUAAAAAGGCUGCAAUUUGCAGAUGCAGCCAACCUCUCUCAGGCUUCAGUGCCAGGUGCCUGGAAGAUGAGCACAUGUUGCAAGCAAUCAGUAAAGCAAAUCCUUCAAAUCGCUACAUGUAUGUUAUGGACACCAGGCCAAAGCUUAAUGCAAUGGCAAACAGAGCUGCUGGGAAGGGCUAUGAAAAUGAAGACAACUACUCUAACAUUAGAUUCCAGUUUGUUGGAAUUGAAAAUAUUCAUGUAAUGAGAUCCAGCUUACAAAAACUUUUGGAAGUCAGUGGCACAAAGGGGUUGUCUGUCAAUGACUUCUUGUCUGGUUUGGAGAAUUCUGGAUGGCUGCGUCAUAUCAAAGCUGUGUUGGAUGCUGCUGUAUUCCUAGUCAAGGCAAUAGCGGUUGAGAGCGCAAGUGUGUUAGUGCACUGCUCCGAUGGCUGGGAUAGGACGUCCCAAGUUUGUUCCCUUGGAGCUCUCUUACUAGAUUCCUAUUACAGAACAAUCAAGGGGUUCAUGGUCUUGAUAGAGAAAGACUGGAUUUCUUUCGGGCACAAGUUCUCUGACAGGUGCUGUCAGUUGGAUGGUGAUCCAAAAGAGAUCUCACCAGUGUUCACUCAGUUUUUAGAGAGCGUGUGGAAUCUGACUGAGCAGUUCCCACAAGCCUUUGAGUACAAUGAAGCUUUCCUCCUUCAGAUCCAUGAACAUGUCCACUCGUGCCAGUUUGGAAACUUCCUUGGAAAUUGCCAAAAAGAGCGAGAAGAACUGAAGUUAAAAGAGAAGACGUAUUCCCUGUGGCCUUUCCUUCUAGAUGAACAAAAGAAAUACCAGAAUCCUCUGUAUAAUCCAAAUUUUUCUCCAAAUCUAACUCUUUUGGAGCCUAAUACAGUGUCAUUCAAUUUCAAGUUUUGGAGAAAUAUGUACCAUCAGUUUGAUCGAAGCAUGCAUCCCAGGCAGUCUGUGUUUGAUCUCAUCAUGAACAUGAGUGAACAAAAUAAACAACUGGAGGAAGACAUUAAACAACUGGAAGCUAAAAUAAAGCAGAAAAAUGGGCAGUCAGAUGUAGCCCUUCUGAAGGAGCAUCGGCAGUCUGCUCACCCUGCACCUGUGGCACUGAAAACCCCUCCGUGCUUCAAGAAGGACCAGCCUCUGAUCCCCUUGAAUGAUGCUGUGAGAACUAUAGAGGGCAGCAACACAGCAGACAAUCGCUACAGUGAAUUCAUGGAAGAGCUUUCAAAAGCCGAGCCUGCUAUUGUCAGCUUGGAGUACGGAGUGGCCAGGAUGACCUGUUGAAAUCUGGCACAGUGCUCCUCUGCUCUGGACUGGCUGAGUUAAAAGAUGGAUUGUUUUUGAGGAUGGGCCUGUGCUGCAUGACCAAAACGUGAUUUGUAUAUCGGCAAGUUUUGUUGAUGUAGACUAGAACAGCAUGCUAGUUGUCAGGUGUUUGCUGUUCUUUAUAUGCAUAAAAAAGGUGUAGUUGCCUCUAUUUCUUUUCAGAUACCCUUGGUAAGUAGUGACUAAAAAUCAAGGAGUGGUAUGGUUGGUAUGUCUUUGGACUUGAGUCAGUUUGCACUAAAUUAAAAUGGUAAUCUUACUUUAUUUGGUGUAGGAAAACACAGGCGGUCUUUCACAAAUUGAUUUUAUCUGGGUGAGAAAACUUGAACUUUCUAUUCUGGGAACUGAAGCUAUGUGUGCAUACAUCACAUGGUAAAAUCAUGUAUACUCCUGCUAAAUGUCACCCGGUACCAUCAUUCAAUAUAUUAAGUGCCAUGGAAAAGCAUAAUAUAUUUCAAAUCAUAAAUUGUUGGCCUUAAACCUGUCAGAUCAGUGAUAUUGGUGUCUGUGACUACUGCAGUCCAUAACCUGAUUCUGUUUACGCUGUAUUUGCUCAAAGUGUUCUUUCCUUAAAACAGGAUUGAAUAUGGGGAAUGAAGCAUGCCUAAGCUGGCGUAGCCUUUCAGCAAAUAGCUAUAUGAAUGUUAACUUAUUACUGAAGAUUGUUCUUUCUUCCAGUUCCUCUAUUGUUUAAAGUAAUGGUAGAUUGGCCCGAUUUUGUUCUCUGGCAGUCAGUAGAUUGAGCAUAAUUGAAGCCACAGGUCAUGUGUUUGAUCUUGAAUGUUUUGAUUUGUAGCAAGUACUUCUCUGUAGAAGAAAGAGAGUAAAACACAUCAGAAAAAACUUGGCCAAUAUCUGAAUGAAACUUGACUAUUCAGACUGCUUAACUGUGUGCUGUGCAGUUGUCCAAGAUCCAAGAACGGAAGCGGGAAUCUUGGAUGUGUCUCUGACGUUGCUCCCAAGUACAAAAAAAGUCUUCAAUUUGUGUGUCUGAAGUUCGUGAGAAACUGAGUGCCUCAUAAUAAACCUUUCUUUAAGAGGAAACUCUAGUUACUAGGCUCCCUCUUACCUUGUGAAAACCUGUCCAACCUGUGCAUUUUCAAGCAAUUGAAAUACAUAUUCAUACAUAUCUGGAGAUAUGUGGUUAGGCACACUUCAUCUAGCAGAAUAUAGUGGACUUCCUGACAUGUAAGGGGGGGCGGGGGUGGAAGGAAAACCUGCCGUAUGUAAACGUAAAUCUGUCUGUAGCCUUCUAGUAAGGGAGAAGGUUUCUGUCAACUUCUAUCUUAUGAUUGAUUUUUUGAGCAGGUGACAGAACAGGGAAGUAUGUCAAUGCCCAGAUCUUUAGUGGAUGUACAAAAAACUUUGGGUAUUAAGGUCUCUCGAUUAAUCCCCUGGUUGUUUAUCUUUUGGAUUUAAAUCCUUUUUAGUUACGUGUGAAAACAAGUUUAUUCUCGUCCUAAUCCCUGAAGUCUCUUCUAUUAAAAUUACUUGACAUAAUUGGCAGUUGUCCCCUUGGCACGGGAUUAGGUGCAGGACUCAUUAAUAGGACUGGUGUUGGUGGUGGUUGAGUUGCACUUGUGAAGUUGUGUGGGUGAAGUUAACUCUGACCCCUGUAUUUGGUGAGUAUAAGUCACUGUUUCACUAUCUUGUUUUCUAGAAGUCUAUAAAUGUAAAUAAAGGUACAUAAGUCUUUUUAUUCUCCAAGAGAUGGUCAUAUCUAAGCUACCUUAUCCAUGUUUUGAUUUUUUUCUACCACAGUUUUGAUUUUCACAUUUGCACGGUGGUGCCUUACAGGGUUACAGUGAGAGGUUUCUGUGCCUUGUUAGUUGUUGUCUGCCCUUCACCUUCUGUAUCGGCUCGAUUCUCUGGUUUUCCUUUGAAAAACAUCUCGUAUGUUAAGCUUAUGUUGUAUCACACUAGUGAAACAAGCAUCACUGACAAUAUAGGCAAGUGGUAUCAAUUUGUAAUGUUUAAUAUUUAGCUGCUCUUAUGUGCCAUGUACAUUUUCAUAUUUAUUGUUUAGAGUUUAUGGACUCAAAAGAUUAUAUUAAGCUUUUUUGAAAAUGCUGUUGUAUGUGGUUUUUCCUUUAUGAGCCAUCUGAGUAUACCCCUGUAUAUAAGGCUUUUUAAAAGAUAAUCUUUCAGUACUGUUAAAGCGAUCUUAUUUCAGUCUUCAGGCCUUUUUCACUGGAAGAGGUCACUUAGAGAAAACAGCUGGGAUGCCUUUUUAUAUCAGAAAUCGAGGUAGACAUAUUAAGUUAGCCUUAAAAGGCAUAAAAACUGUUUCUUCACCAAAAAAAAAAUACAGUACUUCCUGGAUCAAAGUAUUUUGCUCCAGUCAGUAUGUGAUAGUUACGUAAGGUGGUUGCACAGAGCAGCCUCCAACAGCUCUGCCGGCUCAGCCCCCAGGGUCAGCAGUGUGAGAAGGUCCUGCAGGGAGGCAGCUGUCUGUUCUCCUUUGCUGCCCAGGCUCAAGCCAAAGCUACCUUACAGCACACGGACCUGUGGCGAAGGAAAUAGAUGGCAGCAAAGCGAGCUCCGGCGCGGAGCUUGGCAGGGUGGCCAGCACUCAGCAGGGCUGUGCUGUGUCCUCAGGAAAUCAGCUGAGGGCUGUGGCAGGAGCAUUCCGAGAGGAGAAGGAAUUUUGAUUUGUAGUGAAGGGGAUGAGUUUGUCUUUAUCACGGACAUCUUGUUUCAGGAGCGAUUACGGUACAAAAAGAUGCCCCGCACAGCUCAGGAUUGUUUCCAGAGGCGUCUCUAACUUUGUAGCUGCUGCACUGACCAAGUGGGAAUACGAUGGCCCAGACAGAAACUUGCUGUGGCUGAUUCUGCUUCAUUGGCUGCGUGAACUUGGCACCUGUUGAUUCUGUGCUUCAUUAUAAGAAGGUCAUGGUAAAGCCUUUUUUUUUUUUUUAGGUUUUUUUCCUCUCUCUAAUCAGAACACUACUGAGGAGAGAUUGCACUUCUAACUGACAAGCUGGUAGCCUCACCUGAGCAACUAAAGCUGUCUUUAUGUUAUACUUCAGGCAACUUCAGAUAUGUAUGUCACUAGUACAGAAAGAGUUCAGGUUAUUUUUGUAUGGUUGCCUAUUGUCACAAUGUAUUCUUUCAAUACAAGUUUAAAUAUCCAACUGGUCUGUUUUGUAGGACAACUGCCAAAUCAGCGGACUACGAAAUUAAUUAAGCAACGCUACACUGAGCCUGUGCAUUUUCCACGCACCCAAUUACUAGUGACCUAAAUGGAGGGCAAAAGCCUGAAGUCUAGAGCUCGCUUAGAGAAGCGGUCCUUCCAUAAAGCUGCACGUCUCUAUCUUAUGUGGAACAUAUGUCCUAAAAUAAUGUCGGAUAGGGUAAAAGCUAUUAUGAAUCAAGCUGCAACAGUGUGGCGUGCUUCUUACUCAUUGUAAGCACGCUGGAGAAGGCCUUUCAGGGAAGGGGGAUGUGUUUCUCUGUAGCUGCCUUUCAGGGAAGGGGGAUGUGUUUCUCUGUAGCUGCUGUUUUCUGGAGGCCUUUUAUUAAACAGUAAUACCCAGCCGAGCUCUGGGAACUUGCCGCUCCUGUUCUGGUAAAGCUAACACACAAUGAAAAUGCGUUGUUGCAGUCCCUGAGCUCCCUUACAAAAGAGGGGAAGUGGGGCUGGCAUGGCUUGAUUUAACUACUAACCUCUUGAGGAAAUUACUUAAGUGACUUAAAUUCUGGGUUAAAAUAGCACAGGACCCAUGCUGUUAGCACCUCUCUUUGAAGUUCUGCCCUGCUGUUGAGCAAGUGUAGUUGAUUUAAAUCUAGUUGAUUUAAAGAUGACCCAAAUUCAGGCUCGGUCACUCCUCCCUGCUGCUGGUAGUUGAUUCAGCAUUUGGUCAGAACCUAAAGCCUGCUCUUAAGACUCAGUAUUUAGUAGCUGUUGGUUCUAAGCCUGUAGCUGGUUGUAAACAGCAGUCAUGAAACCUGCUUUACCCUUUAGAUUAGAUCUUUAUACCUGGCUGGUCUGCUUUGAUCGCUUCCACCAUUUAUGCUGCAUUGUUCUUUAAGCACUGCUUGGUAUGGUGCUUGAUGCAUCUUUCAGAUAGAACAGACUCCUUAACAUGUCAAAAACCUGAAAGUGCUGCAGUUUUCCUCCAGUACUCUGAAAGUUUGGCUCAGCCUCAGUGAGCAGUGUGGGUGUGCUGAUGUUUGGUCGAGUUGGCUUGACCUGCCUACAUGUUAAGCAGCAUUCAAAAUCAAUUCAACGAUGCAGCUUCUGCGUGCACAGCAGGCUGAAAGGGAAGGAUGCGGUCAGCCCUGCUGUGAGCCCAUAGCAGGGAGCGGCACCCUGCUGGGACGCUGCUUGCAAAAAGCAGAAGCAGUAGAGCUGUUCUGAUGGCCAGCAGCAUCAGGGGUAUGAAGGGGAAGGUCAGGGCUGCACUUCUUGGUCAGUUUCCAGGUUCCGAUGAAUUAAAAAAAAACAUUCUGGUAAACAUAGCUGAGUAAUUCCAUGCUGGCAUCAAAUGCUAGAAUAGAUAUACAUCUACUUCUAGUAGUUAAUGGCAUGGUAGUGAUUUUGAAAUUGGAGUGUAGCGUUUCAUUUAAUCUUGUUUAGAGUUUAACUCUUGAGGUCAGCUAUGUGCUGUUUGCAUUUAAGUGGGAUUACAAGCUUUGACAUAUACUGUAACAUCUUUCCUAUCUUACUGGCAAUGUUGGCGUGUACGCACCUCGUGCUUCGUGUCUCUGCACAUCUCUGGCGAGUAGGCAGCCUUUGUGAAGUGCAUCCCAGGCUGCCCCACAGCAGCAUUCCUCGAUACCUGGCGUUCUGUUUGCACCCACCCACGCUGGCUUGCUCGCUUUGUCUUCCUGUUGCUCUUCAGUCUUACCAUUUACCCUCGCAAGCUGUUGAAACCCCUUGACAAACAACUUUCCGUCAAAGAAAGCGGGUUGGUUUUUCUGGCUCUCAGGGAUUUUUACCCCUGAACUAGCAAACUUGAAAAAUACUGCUUGUUUUCCCUUCCAGGGCUUCUGAGUGCCUCCUCACUUCCGCGGUCAGUUCACUUAUGGCAUUUUACCUUCAGACCUGGCUACUAAAAGAAAUCAUUUAAAUGCUGGAUGUGGCAAGGGGAAGGAAAACUCCUUUCAUUGCGAUGUGUCUGGAAGGCCCGGCUGUCUUAAAGAUUGUUUAUUGCUCUGUAAAAGUCAUUUAUCUGUGUGCUGGGGUGACGCUUGGCGUAUAUUCAUGGAGAAACUUCAGUAAAUGGAAUUUUGUAAUGAACAUGUUAUUUGUACAUGUUUUUGAAAAUCCAUAAAGCUUAAAAUAAAAUGAUCUUAGUACUGCCAAUCUAA
This is a messenger RNA of Numida meleagris (helmeted guineafowl), 7323 nucleotides long. RefSeq names its product myotubularin related protein 6 (gene MTMR6). Bases 100 to 1968 code for a protein of 622 amino acids. Gene Ontology annotation, cellular component: nuclear envelope. Gene Ontology annotation, biological process: dephosphorylation. The transcript has 14 exons. Lineage: Eukaryota; Metazoa; Chordata; Aves; Galliformes; Numididae. The record is from RefSeq and is a predicted model, not a curated record. Gene Ontology annotation, molecular function: phosphatidylinositol-3,5-bisphosphate phosphatase activity.